GAAGGCAGAAAAUCCUUCUUCUGGACUCCUCUGCAGCUAGAGAUGAGCCUGGAGGCAGCAGAGGAGAAGAGAGCCUGAGGUUCACCUGGUGGAAAAGGACACCCCCAAGAGCUCGAGCCAGAUCCGCUGCUGUGAUCCCGAGAUGACUGUGGAGGAUCUCCGGGCUUCCAGCACCCCUUUCUCGCUCUCCUUUUCGGGCAGUGGCUUCCUGGCCCUGUACCAGGUUGGGGUGGUGCAGUCCCUGCUGGAGUUGGCUCCCGAGCUCCUCAAGUCUGCCUGCAAGGUCUACGGCUCCUCGGCCGGGUCGCUCAUCGCUGCCGCUGUCGUGUGCGGCGUCGGCCUCGAUGACCUAAAGGAGUUUUUCUUUGCACUGGCAACAGAAGUCAGGAAAACCAUCCUGGGCCCCCUGUCUCCCAAGUGCAGCUUGCUGGCCAAUCUGAAGACGGUCCUGCAGCGGAUGCUGCCCGAGGAUUCCUACCUGCUGGCCUCGGGGCGGCUGCACAUCUCACUGACACGCGUGGUGGACGGCCAGAACGUCAUGGCCUCGGAGUUCAGCUCCAAGGAGGAGCUCAUUCAGGCUCUCCUCUGCAGCUGCUUUCUUCCAAUUUACUGUGGAUUCAUCCCUCCAUCCUACAGAGGAGUGCGCUACGUGGACGGAGGGUUCACGGGCCUGCAGCCCGUGUCCAGCCUGGAGGAGCCCGUGAUCACCGUGUCCCCGUUCACCGGCGAGCUGGACAUCUGCCCCCGCGACUGCCCCGCCAUCUUCUUCUGCUUCCAGAUCUUCAAUGGCAGCAUCCAGAUCUCCAUAGAGAACCUCUGCAGGAUCAGCUACGCUCUCUUUCCACCCAGCACCAUGGUCUUGAACGACAUUUUCUCCCAGGGGUACCAGGACACUGCCCUUUUCCUGUACAGGAACAAUGCCUUUGGCUUUAACUACUUCGAUGGCAAUUUCCGCUUCGGCAGCACCUGUGGGAAGAAUGACUCUGGAAAAUCCAAUGGGACACACCCCGGCCUGUACAAAAGGGUCCCUCAGUGCCUGACCCCUUACUUCCUGCCAGGCUUGUGGAAGAAGGAGCAGGUGAAUGGACUGCAGGACCCACUGGCAAAGGUCCUGCUGCAGCCCUACAGGCUCCCAGCCUUGUUCAGGAAGGGGGUGAAGAAGGUGUGGGGGCUGCUGGAAGGUGUCAGGUCCCUGGUACAACGACUCCACAGGCUCCUCCAAACCUUGGUGCCUGGUUUGCCUAAGACAGCCGUGGACAGGAGGAGGUAACAGGGAUGGUCCCAGCGGUGCCCUGGGGGUCUGAAGCGCUGCCUCGGAAUGUGGUGGGCAACACCAGCACACACCAGCAUGGCUGCUGGCUCUCGAGGGAAUUUUUGGGGAGUAUUUUUUUCUUCAGAACCUG
Molecule: messenger RNA, 1403 nt
Organism: Passer domesticus (house sparrow)
Lineage: Eukaryota; Metazoa; Chordata; Aves; Passeriformes; Passeridae
Gene: PNPLA1
Product: patatin like phospholipase domain containing 1
Exons: 9
Coding region: 143-1270 (375 amino acids)
Biological process (GO): triglyceride catabolic process; lipid homeostasis
Cellular component (GO): lipid droplet; cytoplasm; membrane
Molecular function (GO): triacylglycerol lipase activity
Source: RefSeq, a predicted model, not a curated record